Molecule: messenger RNA, 792 nt
Organism: Melampsora larici-populina 98AG31
Lineage: Eukaryota; Fungi; Basidiomycota; Pucciniomycetes; Pucciniales; Melampsoraceae
Product: family 5 glycoside hydrolase
Exons: 7
Coding region: 1-792 (263 amino acids)
Biological process (GO): glucan catabolic process
Cellular component (GO): extracellular region; cell surface
Molecular function (GO): beta-glucosidase activity
Source: RefSeq, a predicted model, not a curated record
AUGCUGUUCCUGGUUCACAAAAUGGAUGGAAUCAUUCUGGAAGACAAGGAAAACAAAUUAACUUUCUUGCUGGUCCAAUGGGAAUUUCAACCUAAAUAUAAAAAUGUAGUACCUAUGUUCUCAGUUUUAAAUGAACCUAAGAUUGGAUCUAUUACAAGUGCUGCUUUAAGAUCUUGGUAUUAUGAGUCAUAUAAAUUGAUUAGAAGCAUAGGUGGUCAAGGAGAAGGAAAUGGACCGUUCAUAGUGUUUCAUGAUGGAUUUCAAGGAGUUUCAGGUAUUGGUUCUACAUUAAAGAAUCCAUGGUCAGGGUUUAUGAAUGGAUCAGAUCGAGUCGGACUUGAUACACAUCCAUACUUAUGUUUUGGUUCACAAAAUAAUGAUAGUCUUGAGACAAAUUCAUUUAAACCUUGUAAACAAUGGUCUGCUCAUCAAAACUUUACAAUGGAUAGUUUUGGUUUAGCUAUUGCUGGUGAAUGGUCGUUGGCUGUGAACGAUUGUGGAAUAUUUGUAAACAAUGUAGGAUCAGGUAGUCGAUUUGAUGGAACUUAUCCAAGCCCAUCUUCACCAGAUCCUAAAAUCCCAAAGAUAGGUGAUUGUAGUUAUUGGAAUGAUCAUAGAAAAUGGACGAAAUCAUCAAAAGAUUCAUUUAUUGAAUUAGGUAAAACCACUCAAGAUUCAUUAAUCAAUUCAUUUUUUUGGACUUGGAAAAUCUCACAUUCAAUCUUACAAGACAAUCCACCUAAUCCAAUGUGGAAUUAUCAACUUGGACUUCAGUCUGGUUACAUUAGGUAA